Messenger RNA from Pelobates cultripes (western spadefoot toad), 10778 nucleotides. The record is from the annotation of a GenBank genome assembly. NCBI's taxonomy places the organism in Eukaryota, Metazoa, Chordata, Amphibia, Anura, Pelobatidae.
AACACUCUGAAUGUGCAGCUCCUCCAUCCCCCAGUAGGCGGAGACAUUUCUCAAUAAAUGGGCGUGCAUUGACUGCCAAUCUAAUACGUCUGGGUGGCCCAUUCACUGUCUAUUGUAUUUUUUUUUCUUUGGCUCCUGAUAUAAUGUCUUUUUUACUGCUGGUGUUCCCGAUGCUGAUGACAUUUGCGUGUGAGUAUGAAUGUGACACUGGAGGCACGUUCCCGUGGGUGAAUACUCAAUUAAAAACAGAAGGGACAGUUGUGACCACUGCUAAAUGAAGGGCAGCAGAUUCCGUGUUUUCCUUUACAUAUUGACUGAGGAAUUUGCAUGAGAUUCAUUUUGGGCAGAGAAUUUGUGUGGAAGGUUACACACGCAUAGUGCAUCCUGCUGUCACAAUGUAUCUGCAUGCAUCAUCUGCAUCUCCGUGCCUGAAGCAUUGCAGGGCUUUUUGUAUUUUGAUCCUUAGCAGCGUGUGUCGUUUAUUGAAAUCAAACGGUGGCGUCUGUCUGCAGCUGUGUGCGUGGUGUGCUUGCCGCUGCGAGGUCUGCCUUUUAAUAUCAUGAUUGUGUGAAUGAAGUGAAAAACAUCACCCAUGAAGCUGUUUGUUGAGCAUCACUCACAUUCUGCAGUGGCUACUACGAGCCAUCUGAUGCUGUAGCUCCAUUGCAGGGUGUAGCACUCUGCAGUUUCAUGUUAUGUCAGUGGUCUGGGUGGACACUGUCUGGCUGCAAAGAACAUAAUGAUCUUUGGCCCUUGCCUGCAGCAUUAGCUAUUGCAGGCUGCCACACUCAUCACCAACAGCCAGCAACGGACAGAGGAUGUGUAGUUUGAAAACUGGUUCCAAGGAGCGUGUUGCUGUGAUUGUGUUUUCACUGGUACUCUACAGGUUCUAAUCUACUGUUUUAUGUUUUACAUAACCGUUCCUGUGUCUCAGGUGCCCAGCUGCAAGUGACUACUUCUCCUAUACCUGUUGUGACCCAAAUUGGCUCCAAUGUCGUCUUGCACUGUAAUUUUACUUUGGGAGUGCCUCCUGUGGACCCAGCACAAGUGCACGUGGUGUGGAAGAAUGAGGGAAAGAAAGUUUUGACCUAUGUGGGACAAGUCACAGCAUUCAGACCUGGGGCGCAGCUUUCUGAGGAGCUCCUGGCACAGGGAGAUGCUUCACUUACUCUACCGAACGUCAGCAAUUUGGACGGGGGCAGAUAUUCCUGCAGUAUCCGUUUGGCCUCAGAACAAGAGACACAAAGCAUCACUUUGAUUGUUAAGGGUCAGUGAGUUUUAAUGGCAGUAAUUUGUGACUGUCCAGGUACAAUCUGACACCAACAUGUACACCGAUCCACUAAAAUUAGGUCCAAUUUAUAUCCCAUCAGGCUUUCAUCAAAUGGUCUUUUUCCUAUUCUUCUCAGAGUUUAAAGUAAUGUCUUCACCAGUGUGCGUGCCCUGUGGAAGUAGAGUAAAAUUAGAUUAUACUUAUAAAGUAUUUUAAAUAGCGCAGUAUUUUUUAGAAAGAAAACUUUAUACUGGUCUCUUUAUAACCUUUUCCUGGAUCCUAAUCUACAGUAAAGAUGACAUUUAAAUUGGAUUAGUCAAUAAGCAGUUUACAUCCCACCCAAAAUUAGGAGGUAUGAUCUCAGGAUGGGAGAGGGCUGAGGCGGGAGAGUGGUGCGGUUGCAAGGCUUUGGAAAGGUGCGCACACAGUUGACAGACAUGUCUAUAACACAGGCAACACUGGCUGCCCACUUGCCGCACAACAGUAUUUAAUGCUACGCGUGUUGUGUAUACUUUGGGGAUAAUUCUAAGUCAUUCCCCAAAAAACGAGAAAAGUAAAGGUGGCCAAUUAGAUUUGGGACAUUUGAGAGGCGUAAGUAUCCUGCAAUCUGAUUGGUUCAAUCUGCAGGGAUUUGACAGGUGUUAAAGUAGACCUCCAGGUAUGAAACUAUAAACCCGCAACAUGUUAUAUCUUAGAAUGUAUUUAGUUUGAGAGGCAACAACUUAAAGUGAGACUUAAUUGAACAUGUGAAUUAAUCAUAUAUGCCUGCAUUAAGACCAGGGUUAUCUUAACAUUAAAAUGUCACGGUCUGCAUUUUUCAAUUACCGGCAUAGUAUAUAUAUAUAUAUCUUUUAGUUAUACCAACCUCAGUCUCACCAUCAAGAGGCUGAACUCAGACGAUGACAAGUAAACUUUCAUUUGUUCAGUGUGAAGAUCAAAUAUUUUCCACAACAGAGCGGUCUUUCUAGAAUCACUAUACCACUUUCACCCCGAGUCUGUACAUUAAUUCCAUUGCAAGCUCAAGGUCUUCUUCACUCUUUUUUGCUUUGAUGAAAAGAUGGUUUUGAUAAAAGACCGGACCCUUGGUGCUCCAAAACAGCACUGUAUAAUCAGUGGGCAAAAUUAACGUUAUUGUUAUUUUUUGUAAAUUUUAUUCAAGACAAUACGUGCAAACAGUCUGCCAACAUCAUAAACACAUGGUAAUAUCCAUUUUUGAUAGUUCAACCCUGAGAUAAAUGCUGAACUUUUAAUAUGGUAUUAAAUAAUAUUGUAAUGGUAUGUUGCAGGGAGGUUCCCUGUCUUCCUGUAUCAUUAUGCUCUCAGCUGCCAAUUUGCAGUUAUCACCACCCCGUUGUUAUCAGCACAUUUCUACAGGGAGACAGCUAUACUUCCUCCUCUGCCAAUCCAAGUACUUUAUAGUAUGUGCACAGGGCCGAACUUCCCAUUAAACAGAGUAGGCACCUGCUUACAGGCGCACAUCCUCUAGGGGGCACCUGUUUUUGGCACAUAUUACGUGUCUUCUCAAGCUUAACUGUGUAGAGAUAACUACCAGGAGCCUUGGCCAGUAUCCCCUUCAGUCGAGUCGGCCUCCUAUGUUUGAUAGCAGAGCUGAAGGAACAGUUAUAGAGGAUGUAAAACUCAGUGUUGUCCCAGCUCCUCCAGUGUCUGUGUGUGAGGCUGGACAGUGAGUGGAAGGGAUCACUGCCUAUCUGCCCACUAACAGCCUCCCACACAGGAAAUGCCUUGCAGGAGGAGCAGCGGAUGGUUUGUUAUUUUACUUUGAGUAAUACACAAUCUAUAAUCACUCCUGUUGCUCUAAUAUCUGACUGGACUACAGAAGACGUAGUACUUUGCAAAUAACUCUCCACACUACACAUGCCGUUAACACCUCUUUUCCAUAACCCUAAAUGUAACCCCCAAAACCUAAACUAACAUUUUCUUACUCCGAAAUUUAAGUAUUCAAAGCUUAAACCUGACAAUAAACCCUUUACAUUAAUCCUUGGUUUAACUUCUCUUAGAACCUUAACACCCCAUGUACCCAAAUACUAAAUUUAACCCAAUUCUAACCCUAAACCCAAUCAUUCUAUUUGAACCCCUCCGUUUGUAGUCUUCUUAACACUAAACAGUUAGGUAACCCUCCCCACCCCCUCCCCCUUCACAUUAACCACUUCAAAUGUUGGCCCUGAUUUAAUAUUUUUGGAAAAGCUUUUAACAUGAUUUAAAGGACCACUAUAGUGCCAGGAAAACAUACUCGUUUUCCUGGCACUAUAGUGCCCUGAGGGUGCCCCCACCCUCAGGGUCCCCUCCCGCCCGGCUCUGGGGAGAGGAAAGGGGUUAAAACUUACCUUUCUCCAGCGCCAGGCGGGGAGCUCUCCGCCUCCGAUCCUCCUCCUCUCCUCCCUUUUGGCUGAAUGCGCACACGCGGCAAGAGCUGCGCGCGCAUUUAGCCGGUCUCAUAGGAAAGCAUUUACAAUGCUUUCCUAUGGACGCUUGUGUGUUCUCACUGUGAUUUUCACAGUGAGAAUCACGCAAGCGCCUCUAGCGGCUGUCAAUGAGACAGCCACUAGAGGAUUUGAGGGCUGGAUUAACCCAUUUAUAAACAUAGCAGUUUCUCUGAAACUGCUAUGUUUCUAAAAAAAAAAAAAAUGGGUUAACCCUAGCUGGACCAGGCACCCAGACCACUUCAUUAAGCUGAAGUGGUCUGGGUGCCUAUAGUGGUCCUUUAAUAUUUUGAAAAAAAAAAUCAUUUAAAAAGCUUGAACAAAAAUAUUAAAUUGAGGCCAUUAUCUUUAACCCUGUAUACAUUUACACAGCUACAUAUACUCACAGGUUCAAACACAUUACAUUAAGAAGAAGUAUGCUCAUACACACAUAUUGGUUAGUUUUAUAUCAUAUAGAUAUAUGAAUAUAUGUUUUAGUUGUUUUUAUGCCUGCAAUGCCUAAUUAACAAAUGCAUUCUACUCUACCUUACUAUUGGGUUGAGAACCAUGGGGUCCCUUAGAAUUGUGUGCCUACAGGCACCUUAUAUUUACGUGCAUGCUAUACAAGUCUGAACAAGCUGCACAAGAACUGUGAAAGGAACUGUCAGUGAGCUGAUUGCAUUUAGGAGUCAUGCAGUUGCUAUCAGGUUUGGUAGCAGCUCUAUUUAUCUGGUUUGAUAAAUGUAGUUGCUGUUCAGUAUUGUGAUACUACUACCAGGAACCAAUGCUGGGCAAAAAAAUAUUGGGUCCUCAUGAUUAAUUGAGUCACUUUGAGGAGAGCUCACUGAAAAACCUGGGGAAUUCAAGGUUAGUGUCUUAAUUUAUUUCUAAAUUCUUAAAAAUUACAAUUAUUUUGCAUAUUUAUUAUACAUUAUCUGUAUGCUGCUUUAUAAAAUGGAGUGACCUUUUAAUAUCCACCAUUUCACAUCAAAACCAUAUUUUAUAUAAUGUUAUCAUGAUACAUGUUCCUUUGAUGACUAAAAUGACAACUCUUUCUCAUAACGACCACCGUGUCUUCACUCCAGACCACCGCCAGAUAUGGGUGGAAGGAACAACAGUUAUUGUAAACAAGUCGAACGAGUUGCACUGUUGGGCAAGCAACCUCUCAUCUACAGAUGUGACAUUCGAAUGGAUGAGAAAUGGCCAUGUUCUUAGUACAUCUGCUCCCCAUGUUCUGGAAAAUGUUCCGGGAAAUGUCAGCGGACAGGAAGUAACAGUCAAAAGUUCAUUUUGCUUCACACCCACUGUGAAAGAUGAAGACGCACAGUAUUCUUGCCAGGUUCUACAGAAGAAUUCUCCAUAUCCUCUGAAAAAAUCAUUCCACCUUAAAUUUGGAGGUAAGUUGUUAACUUUUCUCUAAAAAACGUCUUCUGAACUCAGAAUUAAUGGGUUGCACUACAUCAAUGAAUAUUAGACAAUAGUAUGGGAAGGGCUGAAGGACCUGGUUUGAAAGUGAUUGUGGUUGGACACUAUAGUUACUUAUCUAGGUGUUAUCAUUAUUAUGCUAGGAAUGUAAACAAUGGUAAUAAAACAUUUUUGGUACAUUAAUUUCAGUGUGGGGAUGGAAAGGCUGUAGAAGGCUGCAUGGAUUAUUGUUGAGAAAAGCUUAAAUUGGAUAUUGGCCCUACAAGAUCAUAGUGCUUAAAUAAAUGGAACUGAGUUCUCCUUGACUACAUCCAGCUCAAGACUUGAACUCAGGAGAUGUCUUGUAAAUUAAGUUAAACUUGAAAAACAAAUUUAAGGUUUUGAGUUUUUCCCAAUAUUGGCCUUACUCCCAAUUUGAAGAAUGUCAUAAGAUGAAAAUUAUCACAUUUUCAUCUUGCAGUUUUGUGGGUGCUAUAGUACUCUUACAUUGAGAAUUGUUUUACAAAAUACAACAUAUUGUGGAAAAGGCUAAUUACAGUCAUGUUUUGAAGUUCGGCCCAACAUCGUCCUGUUCCUGGCUGGAAAAGGACAAAAGAAUUCCUCCCUUGUUUGUUUGGUAUCUGGAUUCUAUCCUGAGGAUCUGAACUUGACCAUGAGAAGAGAUGGACAUCCCCUGUCAGAAACCUCGAAGAAAUGGUUGAACCCAAAUGGCACUUUCUCAUUGAUCGCUGUGUACCUGGUUGAUGUGACACCCAGUGAUGAUAACAUAGAUUACACUUGCACUGUCCACCACUCCACUGUGCCGGAAGGGGCCACAGAGCGAUUACGGUUCUUAGGUAAGAGUAGAACAAGUGUCAAUGAUAAAUGUUGCAUGUUUGUUUUGAAGGGAAAGAGAUCUCUCCUCCCCUCAAAAAAAGCAGCACAGCACUGUGUCCUCCCAUUGGUUUCAGCACACAAUUAUUGUUUUUUUGUAAAGAGCUAAAGCGAUAAAUACUGGAAACCAAUAAAACCAGAGAACAUCUGAGAUCUAAUCAGUAGAGCUUGCAAUCUAAUAAAAUAACAUCUUUUAACACUUUUUUUAAUAGAGAUUGUGAUGUAUUAUUGUGAUAUGACACAGUGACUGGCUAAUAAUCUUGGGAGUUGCAGUCCUAGUUAAAGAAAUGAAGGGCCACCAUGGACUACCACUGGUCCAAAUCAGAUAAAGCACUCUCAGUGUUUGGCUCAAUGUCUAUUUCUUUCAUAUAUUAAACAACGUGUAGGUAAAUAUCUGUAGUGUGUGUAUUCAUAUUGUCUCUCUUUCUAGUUGAUCCGUACGUACCCAAAAUAUUUUGGAUGAUAGUGGCUACAGUUCUCAUCUUGUCGGUUGGAAUCCCCUCCAUGUGCAAACACGGUAAGAAAAAUGGGAAGAAAAGUAGAAAAACAACAUUUUGAUUUGUUUAUUAUUUGUAGUUGGUAUAGGACAGACAAGCUACAUCCUAAGAGACCUCUUUUUUUUACUUAUAAUUUUUAUCUAUAGUAUAUUUUUGGGAGAACGACUUCAGGCUGGAGUGAUGCUUUAAUGUUACCCCACCAACAUCCAGAUAGGCCUGUCAUUAAGCUAGCCAGUAUCAUAGCACUCAAUAAAUUUAAAAAAAAAAUUAAUCUGGUCUUGUCUAAUUUUUAGACCUAGUUUACUAGUGGGCUAGGGCAGCAUCUUUCAAAUCAGUAUUCAUGUACACCCAAAAAUCUAGAUAUCACCCAGAACUGCUCCAGAGAGCUCAAAUAGUUUAUCAAUAUGUCAUUUGCUGUCCUCAUUUGAAAAGCAAAAUACAUUUCCAGUGACCUUUGCCUUUUGUACAUUCUUGAGUGCUUUUUGUGGUGUCUCCCUGCAGUAACUGAUAUAACUGUGUGCAAGGACUGGACGGAUGGCUGUACAGCUGUGCUAAAAUGUACUAUCUCUGGACGGUACCCUAAAGCCAUAACUGCGGUGUGGAUUGUCAGACGAGGAGACAAAGAGCUUGAAAUAAAGGAAAGAGGCUCCUUCCAACCUCUUGGGGAUUACAGAGAGUUACAGGAACAAGAUUCGUACACUUGCUGGAACAGCAUAAAGAGCAUGUCAGUUUGCGGACUGCGUCAUUCCCUAUCCUCUGUCCUCUGCUUCCAGGUGCGCAAAGAGCAGCAUGAUCAAGCUGAGUUUAUCUGCCGCUUCAUGAAGGCAGACAAGAUCUUGGAUGAGAAAAAUUUCUUCGGAAGUGUCCUAGGUAAGUGUGUUUAACUCUCAAUCACAACCGUAAGGCUAAGUCAGAAGAAAAAGGUGGUCCACGCACUCGAUCAAUUCAAGCAAUCGCAACGUUCAAUUGCAACGUUUCAGCCCACAACAGGGCCAUUGUCAAGCUUGACAAUGGCCCCGUUGUGAGUUUGACAAUGCCCCCAUUGUGGGCUUGAAUUCAUCAAGUGCCUGGAUCUCCUUAUUCUUCUGACUAUAUGACACUGAGGGAUUGCCAGCCCUUGUUUAAGAGCACCCUGUUACUGUUUAUAUGAGUACAGCUUCCAUUUCUAUUGUCAACCUCAAGUCUAAUUCAUCUUCCCAGGCCUAAAUCCUGAUUAUAGUCCUAAACAUAACCUCAAAUACCGUCUUAGGUAUUAAACCUAACUUAAAAUCCCCACUAAACCCUAUUCCUUUUAUUUCUCUUUUUUUUUCUAUAAAUCUAUCUGUGCCAGGUUUUCUUACAUGUUUUUUUUCUCCCAUAGAUAAUUAUGGGUUUUUCUCAGUGUCAGAUAUCUGCAUUCCAGAGAUAUGCAACGAAGGGGAAAAAGUGACCCUGAGUUGCGUCAUGCGUGGAAAUGUCCCACGGGAGAUCAGAGUGACAUGGGAGAGAUUCGUAGAUGAGGAACGGACGCUCAUUGCAAAAGACUAUGAUCCCAACUAUCAAGUCACUGAGAAUAAAUCAGGAGGACAGAUCUGCUCGUUCCUCACAUUCUGCAUCUGUAGUGCAGAUUCUGGGGCCAUUUUUACCUGCUCCUUCACGGAGAACGAAGGGCGUAUACUUGCUGAGCGUGUCUCCAAGCCUCUAAAAGUUGCAGGUGAGCUCACACUCAUUUGUAAUUUAACAGCACAGCAGGGUAUAAAGUUGAUCAUGCUGGCCAGCUCACCGUGCAACAGAGAUACAGCAACCCCAGACAAUCAUUUCAGCCUUGAUGGACCUCAUCAGUGAGGGGUGACUGAUAACCCUUUAGGCACAGUGGGGAGGGGUCAACAUCUGGAUUACCCUUUUAAAUAUUGUCGCUAUAUUAAAAUGUCUCCCGUACAUUUUAACUGCAUUUUACAUCCAUUCUAUGUUUAACCAUAAUUUUACUUUAGGAGCUAAAGAUAAAAAUAUGGCUUUUAUGGGGAUCGUAAGGCUUAGAGUACAUGCAAAAGGACUGGAAUGGCAAAACAUGCAAGGCACCAGGUAGCUUGGGAAUGGGAACAGUAAGACCCGUCAUUAACAUAUUCCGUCCAUUCUCACCCCUUUCUUUUCAGAACCAAUCAAGAAUAGCUGGUCACGGACAUACCAAGACUGGGGAUUCCGUGCGUUUGAUGAGCCUGGCACCACAGAGAUAUGACACUACACUCUUACCCUACAUCUAUGGGUUCAUCUGAUUUAUAACUGGACCAAACUACCUUCCCAAAUACUUUUUGUCUCUACUUCCUCUGCUGAAUCUGUCUGCAGAUUCUACAGGGACCCCAACGGAAAGACUCAACUUGAUUGGCGCUUCGGAGAUGCCAAUGAAUAUUGCUUUCAAUGUAGAUGGAAAUUGAACUGUGUUUUACGAUAAACCCACAAAGAUCUUAAUUCAAGCACCAUGUUUGUAUGGCAUGAUUAUGUAUUAACACUCAACAUUCCUCAUUGUGUCACAAACUCGACGUGUGUAUAUAAACAAUGUAUCAUCCACAGUGGGUAUGCUUCAUUUACCCUCUUAAACUAGACCUGUCUGUCACCUAACAAAAACUUUACAAUAUUCUGAGAGCGCAAAACAAUUGUUUGUAUGUUUUAUUGGAUCAUUUUAAAAUUGUUCAACCGCAUAUUGUCCUAAUAAAUGGAUUACUUCAAGAGUCACGCUAUUGGCACUUAUGCCAAAUUUUAAAUUGGCCUAUUGUGAGCGGUAAAAAAACAAAAAGAUAGUUUAAAAAAAUAUGCAACGAGAUCUGGUGCAUUAUUGGUGAUACAGGAAAUGUGGUGGAAUUGGAAACGUGAUAAGAAGAUGAGUAAGUGAAUAUGUUUCAUUUAAAAUGAUCUAAUCUAAAAUGUUAACCCAACAUUUAACUUUGUCAUAUCUUCGCUGUGGACCCAGUGGGACAGUCCUAAAACUUGUAAUGUGCUUUCUGGGGGUUUCUGUGAUGUCCCUCAUUUCGAUGAAUAUCACCAACAAAGAAGGUUGGGAGGUAUCACCCAGGGAAUAAUGUAAAGUUUGUUGGAUGACAGAACUGCAUUAAAUCUCAGAGGGACGAACUGCAAAAUCUUAAACAGAAGUUAAAUUGGACAGGUAGAGGAAUGUCUAAAACAAGAAAGGGCAAAUGGAAGACUGCCAGUUUCUCCAGGACUCCAACUCCCAUAAUGUUUUGUCAGCCAUCUGACCCUCCAAGCACAAUGAGAUUUGUAGUUUCGCAUCAGCUGGGAAUCGUUUGGCACACCCCCGGUCUAAAAUAUCAGUCACAAAAGACAGAUUGUUCUUGUAUGAGAGGAAGGUGGGUUAUUAUUGUGAUGCUCGAUACUCUACAGUGCAGUGCAAGUUAUAUAUUAAUUCUUAAUUAAUCUAUACAUAUGAAACAAUAUAUUACAAUACAGUAUAUAAUGCUAGAUGGGAAGACACAAGGAUUUUCCAAGGUUCAGACCAUAAGAAAAUUGUUGAGUUAACUUAUUUUUUUUGCUUCCCGCAACACGCAAUGAAAACAUAAAACAUCACAUUCUAUGAUACUUAAUGUUUUUACUAUAACUGUUAUUUCACUAUCCUGUGAAUAUGUAAGAUGGGGAACAAACUGAUUUUUAAAUGUUUUUUAAAACUACUACCGACAGUGUUUUACUUGAAAUGCUUAAGACAUUGCUCACUGGAAACAACCAAAAUAUUACACGUUACUCUUUGUCCUGUUCACUAAACCCCAAGUUUUUUUUUGUCCUGGGGACACGCGUUUCUCCACUGUCCGUUUUUGAAUUAUUUGAUAUCUGUAAUUAUUUUUAAAGAAAGAAACUGGGCUCCUAACUUAUUGUAGCUAUAUUUGGCACUAACAACUCUGCAAACUCACUUGUGCUUCCACAACAACUUUGCCAGAAUGUCUGCUGCGGAUUAGACAAAAUUCUGCCAGGUUCACUUGAAACCUGCAACUCAUCAUAGAUUUGAGUAAAGUAUUAUAAGUAAGACUUAAGCUAACGGUCACAAGUUCUAUCAAUAUGUGUACCUCUAAUAACUGCAAAUAAACCCUUUUGGUGUAAACACAAAGGGGAAUCAAUACUUAGAAAUGGUUCACAAAGUAUUUUAAAACCUAAGCUAGGAUUAUAGCGGAGUUGAAGAAUUCGCCUAAAUGUUUUGUUUCUAAUUAUUUGUAUUAAUAAAUAAUAAUUGUUGGUUUUGAUCAUUGAUUUCCAAUUAUGCCAGGCCGUUUAGGAGAUUCUUGGUGGAUGAGAUUUGUCAGUGCAUUAUACAUU